Dentiscutata erythropus is the source of this 513-nucleotide messenger RNA. Lineage: Eukaryota; Fungi; Glomeromycota; Glomeromycetes; Diversisporales; Gigasporaceae. The record is from the annotation of a GenBank genome assembly.
AUGGUGGGUAAAUGGCCUGUAGGAGAAAUAACUGUCUGGAAAUCAUAUUUUUUUUAUGGACAUAAUAAUGGCGGGAGCGAAGGACGUUAUCAUCAAAUAGAAAUCGCCAAAAUUAAAUUAUUUACAGAUGUUGGAAGCCCAUAUCAAUUAACUAUUUCAAUGGAAUAUGUUUACCUGGCAGUAUCUCUUAUUCUACCAAGUAGGCUCUGGACUUUGUUAUGGUUAUCUAUCUCAGUAUUAUAUACAUUAUUCACACGUGAUGACAUCGGAGGUGCGCCAUUCUAUUGUCCAUCAAAUGUAACUUAUAAUUCUACAGAAUUUUAUGUAGCCUGCAAGAUUCGUGCUGCAAAUUUUGUUUCUAUGUGGUUAUUUGCUAUACUAGCUAUAAUGCUAAUGGUAACUAUUCCCGCUGGGAUUUUUCCGCAUGAUGAUACUGAACGUGAAAUGAUUAAAGAUAAACAAAUUGAUGUUCUCGGUUUAUGGACGAAUUGUGAUCCGGAUCCGGAUUAUCUG